AAAGGUGGUGGUAUCAGGUAUCUUUAGGAACGGAGCCCCGUGACCUCCUAUGCAUGCAUUGCGGGUUGCAGUACGUCGUAGACAACAGAGCAGAAGAGCAGAAAGUCAAUACUUGUUGAAAAAGAGUUCCUUCCCGUAAACGGCCCAACCAUGGCUCAAUUGCGAAUGAAAGCAGGAAAAUGUCCAACUGAUGAAUUGUCCUUUUCCAACUGUGCCGUCACCAGUCAAAGUGAUUUCCCAGAUGACGUUAAGCACAUUGAGGUGUCAACUGGACCCUCACAGCAUUUUGUCUUUACAAUCAAGUCACAUUAUGAGGUGCAGCCUGGUACCAUUGGGUUUAGUUUGCCUCAGCGAAAGUGGGCUAGUUUGUCGCUUGGGCAGGAUAUUACUGUCCGCCCCUACUACUUCAACUCUACAUCCAGCUUCCAGUGUCUCAGCAGUGCUGUGCUAGAAGUUGAUUUUCUUCAAAAAAAAUCAGCAAACACUGACCCCAUUGAUUCUAAUCAGAUGGCAAAGGACUUUUUAUCGCAGUUUACUGGUCAAGCAUUCACUGUUAGUCAACAGUUGGCAUUCAAUUUUGCUGGAGGAAAAAAGCUUUUAUCCGUUGUUGUGAAGAGCUUAGAAGCUGCUGACUUAAAUGCAAUUAAAACUGGUCAAAAUGCCCAACCAUGUCCCACUCGAAUGGGGAGACUUCUGGCUGAUACUGCAAUCCAGUUUGAAAAAGCUGAAGGCUCUUCAGUCAAUCUGGUUGGAACUGCUAAAGGGAAAGUUGUUCGUCAAUCCAUCAUAAAUCCAGAUUGGGAUUUCCAGAGAAUGGGUAUUGGUGGUUUGGAUACGGAGUUCAAUGCUAUCUUCAGGAGAGCCUUUGCGUCCCGUGUGUUUCCCCCUGAAGUUGUUGAACAGCUUGGCUGUAAGCAUGUAAAAGGCAUCCUUUUGUAUGGACCUCCCGGAACUGGUAAAACUCUGAUGGCUCGUCAAAUUGGAAAAAUGCUCAAUGCAAGGGAACCCAAAAUCGUGAAUGGUCCCCAAAUUCUUGACAAAUAUGUGGGAGAGUCUGAGGCUAAUGUUCGUCGCUUGUUUGCGGAUGCCGAAGAAGAAGAAAAACGAUUGGGUCCAAACAGUGGCCUACAUAUUAUCAUCUUUGAUGAAAUCGAUGCAAUCUGUAAAGCUCGAGGAUCGGUUGCUGGUAACACAGGUGUUCAUGACACUGUUGUCAAUCAACUCUUGGCUAAAAUUGAUGGUGUGGAGCAAUUGAACAACAUUCUUGUGAUUGGCAUGACUAAUCGACGGGACAUGAUUGAUGAGGCUCUUUUACGGCCUGGUCGUCUUGAGGUUCAAAUGGAGAUUGGCCUACCAAAUGAAAAUGGACGCAACCAGAUUUUGAAUAUUCAUACAGUAAGAAUGAAGGAGUACAAGAAAAUUGCUGGAGAUGUAGAUUUGAAAGAAUUGGCUACACUCACUAAGAACUUCAGUGGUGCUGAGCUCGAGGGUUUGGUUCGUGCUGCGCAGUCUACUGCGAUGAAUAGGCUCAUUAAAGCUGCAAGCAAAGUAGAAGUUGAUCCAGAGGCGAUGGAAAAGCUUCUUGUUAAUCGUGGAGAUUUCUUACAUGCUCUUGAGCAUGAUGUCAAGCCUGCAUUUGGAUCAAGUGCUGAGGCCCUUGACCAUUACCUUGCUAGAGGCAUUAUAACUUGGGGAACACCAGUUAGUGGUUUACUUGAAGAUGGUAUGCUUCUCAUUAAUCAAGCUCGUUCUACAGAGUCCUCCGGCCUUGUAUCUGUGUUGCUUGAAGGUCCUCCGAACUCCGGUAAAACUGCUCUUGCUGCACAAUUAGCCAAGAACUCUGAUUUCCCUUUUGUCAAAGUUUGUUCUCCCGAAGAAAUGGUUGGAUUUACAGAAUCAUCAAAAUGUCUCCAAAUUCGCAAAUACUUCGAUGAUGCUUAUCGCUCAGUGUUGAGCUGUGUCCUGGUGGAUAAUAUUGAACGCCUCCUCGAUUAUGGCUCCAUUGGGCCCCGCUACUCCAACCUUACUCUGCAAGCACUUCUUGUUUUACUCAAAAAAGAGCCUCCACGUGGCAGAAAACUGCUUGUGUUAUGCACCACAAGUCGCAAGGAAGUCUUGAAAGACAUGGAGAUGCUGUCUUGCUUCACAGCUGUCCUUCAUGUUCAUAGCCUCACUAAGCCUGAACACUUGAUAGCGGUUUUGGAGGAGUCUGAUGUUUUCAGCAAGAGAGAAAUUCAAGAUAUUGCCCGCAAGCUUCAGGGACAAAAAUUGUUUAUUGGCAUCAAGAAACUACUGGCCCUGCUUGAUAUGGCUCGCCAGACAGAACAGCAGUAUCGAGUCAUCAAGUUCCUUACAAAACUUGAAGAAGAAGGUGGUCUUGAUACAGGAUCUUCUUUACACUAGGCAGAGGAUAACAGGAAGCAUACAAAAAUGUGCAGUAUUUUCAGCUGCUGCUCAAAUUGUUGUAAUUUGAUCUAAUCUUGUUUGUAGACUGUCGCAGGAUUUAUUUCAGGAUGAAAAACUUCUACCUGAGCUAGUCAAGCCUAAAGCUUUUGAUGUUGCAUCUUAGGUUGUGCAGUACUAAAACAAUCAAUUGAUUUUGUAUAACAAUUUUUGUUCAUAGUAAAUGGAACAUACACAUUCCUUAACUUAAAUCAAUAAAGUGCUUGACCUAGCGUGCAUGAAGUGCAAUAUCUGAACUUAAAGUAAAUGUAAGGAAUUAAGUCACUAAUGGACUUACACCGUUUUUUUAAUUUUUAAACCUUUAUAUUAUUUGGGUAUUAUUGACUGUAAGUAAUUAUAUGUUUUUUUAAGUUUUUGUUUGUGGCUUUUGUGUUAGAUUGGUAGGGUAGGGUGAGAAAUGGAAUAGAAAGUUGAUUGUCUUGAAAAAUAUUUUUAUUAGCAAAUUUCAUGUGUUGCUGGAGUUUGCAACUGGAUCUCAUGGACAAUACUGGAUGGUUUGAGGACACCUUUCCAAGUAGAGAUUGCUUUAUGGUGCUCUGCAUAGGAGUCUGGUAGUCUGGUGCUGAUACCUAUUCUUGUUUGUCUCUCUACUGCUAUUUUCUAAUUGAUUAUGUAAACAAACGAAUUUUUCAAAAGUUUGAUCAAUUAUUUCAAUUUUUAAUUUGAAUUUGUAUUAGUAAAAUUAUAUGAUCUAUCUCGUCACCUUUACAGGUCCUAGUUUGGUUUCAUAUUGAAGCCACGUACUCUUAAUGCACUCUUUCUCAAACUAAGUGUAGGUGUAUUAUGACAUUCUUACUAUUGGUUCCAUGCUUAUCUAGUUAUAGGGAAUUAUUUCAAAGUUACUUUUUAAUGUUAUGAGUUGUAGAUUUAUCUCAUUCAUUUGUGAUAUUUGAUGUAUUUUAUUUGGCUUGCUAGCCUUUGAACGCUAGAAAAAGGACAAAUAUAUGUUUUGUUCUUACCCUUCUAGCCCCAUUUUUUUCAAGUUAUAUAAAUUUGUUUGUAUCUGUUAUGGCUUACUUUACCUUUACUGGUUAGAGCCCCUUUUACUCCAACAUCUCUAAGGGGAAGUAGCUCACAGUAUUUAUGACAGGUCAUUGUCCAAUAGAAACCUUAAAUUAAAUGUUGUAUGAAUUUUGUGUUUAUUGUUGAUUUGGCUGCGGGAGCAUGCCAAUUAUUUUAAGUGAUUGAAGGAGGCUUUUAGUGUUUAGCAGCAUUGGUAAUUGUCAAUUUUGUAGCUUUUCUCACUUUUGCUGAGGUCUCUGAAACAGUAAUGGUCUUUCUUUUUACAGAGGCAUUUUGUCAAUUAAUGAUUACAAAUCAUUCCAAAGAACAUACUUCAUUGUAUCACAAGUUUAAAAGGUAGAAAAAAAUGAAGCAGCAAGUUUGAAAUGUGCCAUUGGUGUAACUGAUGCAGGAAGUAGGGAUUCACAUGGAUUCAUACAUAUCCUUGUACACUAUUUUUCUUGUUGUCAUUAGUUAGGUACUUUGAUUUAAAAUCUUAUUGCAUUCCUCUCGCCUGGUCUGGAUCUCAAUAUCCAUGUGAAGAAAUUGAAAUAUUUCUAUCAAACAUUAAAACUUCUUUGAUAUUAUACUGAUUACAACAGCAAAAAGGGUACCUCCUAUUUUGUGUAACUGAGCUGGCUGAGGACCAUACUUAAAAAGAUUACCUCAUAAGGUGAUUUUUGUCCUCAAUUCCUGUUCUGUGUCUCUAACAUGUUCUGUGUUGGAGAUUGAGACGGGUUGUAUGGGUCGAAAAGUACAGCAAAUGUGGCCACUUUGUGGUCACCAGGGACAAAACGUGUCGAGUUUCUGCUAAAGCCCCUUUCUAUAAUCGUCUGCCUAUCUAAAAAAUAAACAAUAUGACUCGCCUGGAGAAAGAGUAGCUUAUCAUUAAUAUUUAGAUCCUUAAUCUCUUUCUUUAAACACUUCCUUGUGUGAUGUCUUUUUCCUCUUGUUACGGACGACAUUUAUCUAUAUACUGUAGCUGAAAUUCUUGUCAUUCUAUGACUUUCAUGUUAUUUGCACAUAAAGCUUCACUAAAAGACCACAUGUAUGUAUCACUUACAUAAAUGCUUAAAAAUAAUAACUUGAUCCCUUAAAACGAAAAGAGUUAUCUCAAGUUUGUAGUAAGUACAAAGCACAGUCUUGCUUUGCAUGAAAGCUAAGAAAUCAGUAAUGUUAACUGUAAGAAUGUUAUAAAUUUGGGGUUGUUAAUUAUUGCCCCUUCAUAGUCUACUGCUAUGUUCCCAGAAUACUUCGUUGUUCCAUUAGCUUAUGUUUUGUGUGGUCUGUAGUAUAGCAAGUCCCAACAUUUGAGAUGUUUUUAAGAAGUUUGGCAUGGAACACCAUUGCUUUUGAAGUACCUAAAAUGGUGAAGAGUAAGUUUGUAUUCCAGCUUUGUUGUUUUUGUUAUCAAGUCAUGUAUAUAAUUAAUUAAUUCCUCAAAUCUGGUUGACUUGAGAUUCAUAAAUCAUGGGUCACAAUCAUACAUCAUGUGGAUUAAAUUUGUGAAGUUACAUUGCCAUUGCACACUAUUAAACACAUGGUUGAAGCAGUAGUUUUUCCCUCCAAGAUUUGGAUGUUUCCAAAGUUGAACUUUACUAUUAUUUCUGAUUUGUAUGGUAACCUAUCGCCUAACAAACAGAUUGUAUUGCUUUUGUUUACUUUGCAAGUGACCAUACUGAAUUGUUAUUUAUUAAAUAAUUUAUGAAAGAAUAAAAGCAUGUUAUUAGAAGAGAUUA
Frankliniella occidentalis (western flower thrips) is the source of this 5204-nucleotide messenger RNA. RefSeq names its product vesicle-fusing ATPase 1. Gene Ontology annotation, molecular function: ATP binding; ATP hydrolysis activity. The transcript is spliced from 12 exons. Gene Ontology annotation, cellular component: Golgi stack. Bases 151 to 2403 code for a protein of 750 amino acids. Lineage: Eukaryota; Metazoa; Arthropoda; Insecta; Thysanoptera; Thripidae. Gene Ontology annotation, biological process: intra-Golgi vesicle-mediated transport; Golgi to plasma membrane protein transport; SNARE complex disassembly. The record is from RefSeq and is a predicted model, not a curated record.